This is a messenger RNA of Drosophila eugracilis, 871 nucleotides long. RefSeq lists its product as uncharacterized. The record is from RefSeq and is a predicted model, not a curated record. The transcript has 2 exons. Lineage: Eukaryota; Metazoa; Arthropoda; Insecta; Diptera; Drosophilidae. The coding region runs from base 68 to 784 and encodes 238 amino acids. Gene Ontology annotation, molecular function: protein binding.
AAUAUAUGAAGUUUAUUUUCUAGGUUUGAUUUACCAAAACGUAAACAAUACUUGGUAAAUAAUCAAGAUGAGCCUACCGGCUGCAUUACUACAACGCUUAAAAAAACGUGGACUUGUUACUAAACAAACGGGAACCACACCGAUUUCAGAAGCUAUAGAAGAAAUUAUUGCCGAAAACUACGACGACGAUGACAAAAGCGGUCCAUACCCAUACAAAGAGGAUAUAUUACCGGAACCAAAGCGUAGAAACAAUGAAGAACAAUUCUGGUCGCACCGUAUCAAGGAACGAAUCGGCGUGAAUGAGUCGUAUCAUGGAUAUAAGCUAUGUCCCAACAAGUAUAACAUAUACCAUAAGUGCUCCUUAUACUGCGUGAAUAAGUUCAACAGCUCUCCGCAUUCGCAUCCGAGUCAUAAGUAUAUGAAGCGCUACAAGAGACUGCUCCGGAAGUAUCCCUUGGAGACGGGAUGGAAAGAUGUUUACGAUAAGGGCUGCAAGGCAUAUUAUUUUUACAAUUCGACCACUCAAACCGUUUCGUGGUUACCACCAGCCCAUCCGAAAGCCCGGAUUACAAACAGUGCCGCCGUAUUUCGCAGGCAACUGGCCAAUUCCAAUGACGAGUUCACUUUCGACACCACCAACUUGGUCCUGCCCAAGUCUUCUGGUCUGAAUGAACCCAGUGAACCUGAAAAUGCAUUCAGUUCAUCUGUUUACGUACCUCCCAAGAAGCAAAAGUCAAGAGACUUGGAUCGAAAACUUCAACGACGACGUCGUAAUGAUAAUUAGCAGCGUAAUUAAACUGAAAUAUUGCGCUCCGAGUAAGGAAAUUCUAUGAUUUUUAAUAUACACAAAAAAUUAAGGUUUAAAAAUGUA